AUAAGGUCUAGUUAGCUAACCAAGUUUUCAUGUUCUCAGACUGGCUCUGGAAAGCAGAUGGAUGUGAGACUCACGACAAUGGUCAAAAUGGCAUUAUCUGCCAAUGCAGCCAUACAACAGCCUUUGCUGUCCUACUGGUAAGACAACCAGUUGAAGAAGUCCACUGGAAAAUACUGUCAUACAUUAGUUACAUAGGUUGUGGCCUGUCUGCCUUCUUCACUUCUUUGUCCCUUGUGAUGUAUUUCUUCAGUCGAAAAGACAGAAUAGAUCACUCCAUUUCUAUUCAUGUAUCUCUGAGUGGCGCCUUAUUUCUGCUCAAUACAACCUUCCUGCUGACUGAGUGGGGGGCCACGGUGGAACAAGAGUGGGUGUGCGUGUUUGUUGCAGCUUUCAUGCACUACUCCUUGCUCUGCUGUUUCACCUGGAUGGCCAUUGAGGCACUUCACCUCUAUCUACUGCUGAUAAAGGUGUUUAACACCCACUACAAACACUAUCUGGCCAAACUGUCUCUUGUUGGAUGGGGGAUCCCUGGUGUGAUCGUGACAGUUUCUUUAGGAAUGAAGGACUUCAAACAGUUUUACGGAGUUACACAAAUGACCAUGGCCGACACCAACCAAACUAAUGAAAUGUGCUGGAUCACAGAUGACUCCUUCUUCUACUCCUUAAACCUGGUGUAUUUCACCCUUACAUUCAUCUUCAACUCUGGCAUAUUGGUGGCAGUGGCUUCUAGCAUCUGUAGGAUGAAAGCAUUUAUGAGCCGAUCCAAGUUUGGAGCACAGACUGAUGAAAAGACUUGGAGCGACCCAAAGAGGUUCAGCGAGUCCUGCAGGAGUGGCCUCACUGUGCUGGGUCUUACCUGGCUGAUGGGGACCACCUGGGGCCUGGCCUUCCUGGGCUCAGGAUAUGUCAACUACCCCAUCCUAUACCUAUUCUGUAUCCUCAACUCCUUACAAGGUUUCUUUAUCUUUGUGUGGAUCUGCCAGUCAACCAAGAAGCAGAGGAGGAGAGAUAUGGAGAACAGGAUCAGCUCAACUCCUGUGAAGACGAUGACUUCAGGAAUCAAAUCUGAUUAG
Molecule: messenger RNA, 1073 nt
Organism: Toxotes jaculatrix (banded archerfish)
Lineage: Eukaryota; Metazoa; Chordata; Actinopteri; Toxotidae
Product: adhesion G-protein coupled receptor G2-like
Exons: 6
Coding region: 30-1073 (347 amino acids)
Biological process (GO): cell surface receptor signaling pathway; adenylate cyclase-activating G protein-coupled receptor signaling pathway
Cellular component (GO): membrane
Molecular function (GO): G protein-coupled receptor activity
Source: RefSeq, a predicted model, not a curated record